Eremomyces bilateralis CBS 781.70 is the source of this 2166-nucleotide messenger RNA. RefSeq names its product exonuclease. Lineage: Eukaryota; Fungi; Ascomycota; Dothideomycetes; Eremomycetales; Eremomycetaceae. Gene Ontology annotation, molecular function: exonuclease activity; nucleic acid binding. The record is from RefSeq and is a predicted model, not a curated record. The coding region runs from base 1 to 2166 and encodes 721 amino acids. The transcript has a single exon. Gene Ontology annotation, cellular component: nucleus.
AUGGGGAAGAAGCGAAAGUACUCGUCGGAGAAUGGAUUCGGCAUUGGAGAGACGCUGGCGAAUAUCAACGGCUCCACCGACAAACCUGAAUCGCAAAAUGCCGAUUCCAAGCCCGACGAAGACGGUUGGCAGGUUGUUCAGCACCGCUCAAAGAAGCCUAAACAUGACAGGUCCUAUCCGGAAUUCGUGCAUUCUCCAAACUCUCGACUCCAGUCUCAAGUCUCUGUCAGCAAUUUGCAAAGUUUGAUUCUUUACCUUCUUGCUGAUGGCAUCGCUCCGCAAUGGAUAUCCGUCAAGAAUCGUACUGCGGUCAAGAAAGUUGUUGUACUCAUGGUUCCAGGACUUGAAGCUGGAAUGUUUCAUGGGACCAUCGAUUUGGAACCGCCAUCCGAUAAUGGUCCAGCAGAUACUGUUGGUACCUCAGAAGUGCAGGGUCAACAAGCAUCAAAUCCAAGUUCCGAUAAUGGCGCCCCUACCUGCACAAGGACGCGUAAAUUCAUUAGCCCAGAUGAAUAUUAUCCUGUCAAGCUUGAGAAGGAAAUCCUCCCUUCAGUCCUUCAACCACUAGCGGAUAUAUUCCCUCAUAUUUGGCCGGUUAAAGCUCCCGGAGACGACAAAUACUCUAGAGUGUUCUCCCCUUUGCAGGCUGUUCUCACGGCUCAUAUUCCAAAGUCGCAGGAAGAUAAGAAACUCAAAGGGCCUAAACCUCCUCGGGCGUCAGCCUCUUUCCAACCCAAACGCACUCCCAUUACCGCUUUCAUUGGUUCUCUUGACCAGCUUAUUGAAAAUGACUUUGUUAUUCAUCCGGCGAUGCUUCAGACUGAGCAGGAAAAGGAGGAUCUCAAGCAACGGCGCGAAAAAUCGAAGACAUCGUCUGCAGAUGGGUGGGUCGACACGAACGUGAACUCCCUAGAGGAGGCAACUGUCCCCGAAGACGAAUAUGAAUCAGGCAGCAUGGCGGCUGGACACGAAAUCCUAGCAAUUGAUUGCGAGAUGUGCAUGACCGGGCAAGAUCAGUUUGAGCUUACACGAGUUAGUGUGGUCGAUUGGCACUCCAAGGUCGUGAUGGAUGAGCUCGUGAAGCCGAACAACCCCAUCACCAACUAUUUGACUCCCUAUUCUGGCAUGACCAAAGAGAAGCUCGAUUCUGUCACGACAAGGCUAGAAGAUGUUCAGAAGCGACUCAUUUCCCUAAUCACUCCUCGCACCAUACUCGUCGGACAUUCAUUAAAUGCCGAUCUAACAGCUCUGAAGAUGACACAUCCGUUCAUUGUUGACACGACCAUCACCUAUCCCCAUUCGCGAGGUCCUCCGCUAAAGAAUGCACUCAAGUUCCUAGCUUCAAAAUAUCUUGGGAAGGAGAUACAGAAACAACAUGGCGUUACCGGCCAUGAUAGUAUCGAAGACGCCUGCGCGGCACUUGAACUUGCUCGACAGAAAUGCGAGAAAGGGCCGCAAUGGGGAACGAGUGAGGUGAGCUCAGAGGCAAUCUUUGCGCGCCUCGGGCGCUCACCUCGGCCGGCGAACCAUCGAGCAAACCCAACGGUGGAGGAGUUCCGAAAAGGCGCAGUUGUGGAUUGGGGCAAUCCUCGAAAAGGACAUGGCAACGCAGCGGAGCUGAGUAUCGGUUGCGGCACAGAUGAAGAGGUGGUAGCUGGUGUGCAAAGAGCUGUUUCCAAACCCUCUGAGGAUAACGGUAUUCCGAUAGGAGGUCUCGACUUCGUAUGGGCGCGAUUCAAAGAGCUGGAAGCAGUACGGGGUUGGUGGAAUGAAGGACGGUCACUAGAGAUGGAGAAGUUUCGGCGUGAGGCUCUCAAAGAAUAUCAAACCUCCGGUUCAAAAAGCGAGGAGGAUGGAGCCGCAGACGCGUCGCGUCCGAUCAACCUCGACCCAGGCAGCCUCGCAAAGGCCGUCGGCAGAACGGUUGCAAACAUCACCAAGAUCUACGAGUCGUUGCCGGCCUGCACGGCGUUCAUCGUAUACAGCGGAACAGGCGAUCCUCGGGAUCUGGUACGAAUGCAAGGUCUUCAUCAAACCUUCAAGCGCGAGUACCAGGUUAAGAAGUGGGAUCAAUUGAGCGUCAAGUGGACAGAUACCGAAGACCAAGCCUUGAAAGCGGCAUCCCGGACAGCGCGAAAUGGCAUUGGCUUCAUGGUGGUGAAAUAG